GGUAUAAUAACCUAGUUGGAAGCGCCAAAUCUGAUCCUAAGCGUUUCAACGCCUACAGAAUGUAUCAGAAGUUGGUGAUUAGUAUCUUUGUUAAUGGACAAAGGUACUUACAGUAACUUUGAUAAAUGGAGCUCCAGAAUGGUUUCUGGGGUUGAGUUCCGGUGCAAAGUGAGAGUUCCUAUCAUUGCUGACCUGCCAACCUUAAAUGAGAUUUCUUCUCAGGAUUUCGAGUAUGACUUUUUGCAUGAAAGGCAGGUGAUUGCUGAUUUUGAGGACUAUUUUAAAGCAAAGAAAGAUUCGGAAAAAUUACCUCCCACAUCUGUGUGUGAAAGUCCACUAGACCAACCAAAUCCACUACAGAAAAGUGUUAAACAGGGCAUUGAAUUACCACACAAUGUCCAUGUUUCUGAUCGUCAGUCACUUUCCUCAAAUAAUUUGUGUCCAUCUUCCGUUUCUAUGACACCUCCACCUGCUGCUAGUCACCUUGUUUCCGGGAGAAUUUUGGAACCCAGCAUAAUAGAUAGUGGAGCAUCUAGCCAACCGUGUAAAUCAGAGCAGACGAAAAUUCCAGGUGAUAAACGCGAAUGUUCUGGUACAGAUUUAAUUCAUAGCUCUUCUGCUAGUCCUACAAUUUGUACAUACUUAAAAGAUUUUGAUAUCCAACCUGACGACCCAUUUACGAUGACUGAGCUUAAAACAAUAAAUGAGCUUGAAGAACUUAGGAAAAUUUUGAUGCACGAUUCAGUGUUAAGUUCCUGUCAACCACAAAGUCAUCAUUUAACAACUACGGAUAUAAUAAAUAAUGAUAGUGAAGGUUCGUCUAUCAUCAACUAUUUGGAUACUCACUUUGUAAAUUCGAAAAACUUGAGUUAUCCUUUUUCUAGUUCACAGUAUAAAUAUGAAACAGCUAAUUCAUUCCAAAAUAAAUCAGGUGGCUUCAUAAAUAAUCCUAAAAGUGACCAUAAAGUGCAAAAACAUGCUCAAGAAGUAGCUAUCUCCAAUGGUUUUCAUGAUUCAUCUGAGGUUGGAAAUGCACCGACAAAAUUUACGAAAUUGUCUGCACCAUUUUUAAAUUCCUGCGUUCCGUGUGGCAUAAAGUCGAAUGCUGUAACUGAGCAACCUCAAGCUCUCAGUGGUAUCAGUGAACGAGAUUACUUUAUGAAUUCUGAAAAAUAUGAGCACAUAUUGAAAACCACUUCUACCGGCGCGGGAAAUUUUGAUUCACAUCAUUCUCAAUUAAAACUUUUAGAAAGUUUAUUACCAUGGGCAACAAGUUGUGGUUUUUCUCAUUCUCAUGCUCGUCGUCUUUUAGAAUUAGGAGUACAGAAAACAGUCUUUACAGGUCAGAAUCUCGAGCAAAACAAAUUAAUCUUAUUAAAUCUUCUUCAUACCUUCAAUUCACUGUUGACAACUUUCUCCACUAAUCAAAAUUCUCAUAAGCUUAGUGAACAAUCAGCUCUUUUAAUUACAAUUACCUAUCCCAAUGAUUUAUCCAAGGCCCAACAACUGGCCCGUUUAGUGUUUGACCUAGAACAAAAUGGAUUUUCACAAGAUAUAAUUUGUCACUUUAUACAAAACCCUCAUUCUAUCAAAAAUGAAACAGUGGCCAAACUUCUCAACAAUUUAAUGACAUCAACCAAUACUACUGUUCGUCAAGUCAGUCCUGUUGUGAAUUUUUCAUUUUCAAAACCAUGUAGCAUGAAGUCUCCAGAAAAGUGAGUUAGAAAACAAUGAAAAAUGUAUUCUUCCAGUUUCUGCUGUCUUUUGUUUUCAGUUGAAUGCUAAUAUCAUUUCUGUGUUAUAUUACUACUAAAGCUGUGAUUGUAAAAACAUUUCAGAUUAUUCAGUAAGUAAACAUUUCAUUUCCUGUUGUGUAAAAUAUUUGUAUCUUUAUAGAUAAUAAAUAAUGAUAUUAACAAUAGCUCAUACCAAUCAGUUGUUUUUACCAUUGUGACUUUUUCUCUUUUCUCAGGUUUGUGUCAAGCACACAAUAACCAGAACUAAAAAGCUUUAUGUAUUAUUUACUCAUUCAUUAUCUUAACAUUGUAUAAAUGAUAUAUUUUGUGACUAAAUUCACCACUAUUAACCAUCAGCUGACAAUUGUUUGCUUGUUUUCUUUUUCAACAAUUAUAAAUAUAAGUCCUAUUUUUUAAAAAUAUAUUUCAUAGAUGUUUAUUUUCAAGAAUAAAUUUAUUCGAAAAUUU
Molecule: messenger RNA, 2204 nt
Organism: Schistosoma turkestanicum
Lineage: Eukaryota; Metazoa; Platyhelminthes; Trematoda; Strigeidida; Schistosomatidae
Source: the annotation of a GenBank genome assembly